AUGGGAGCACAAGUCUGGCUGGUCGUGGCCGCCAUCGGUACAAUCUGUCACUUUCUUUUUGGAUAUCUCAGCCCGAAGUAUGACCCCCGCGAACCGAAGCCGCUCUCGCAGACGAUCCCGCUGAUUGGCCAUGCCAUUGGGAUGGCCCGUCACGGGCUUGGUUAUUGCACAGCUCUCAGAGAUGUGCCUUCGCCUAUAUUUAGCAUGAGCAUGCUGAACAAGAAAUUCUAUGUGGUUACCUCUGCUACUUUGGUCUCAGCAAUCCAACGUUCUGCAAAGUUUAUCUCAUUUGAGCCUUUUCUGAACGAUGUUGGGGAUCGGCUCGCUGGAAUAAAAGGCGAUGGACUCAAGCUCCUCCAGGAACCUACGAAGAGUGGUGGAAGCCUUAGCACAGCGAUGGUACACGCCAUGGCUACCGCUAUCUCUGGUAGCGGCCUUGAUAAAAUGAACGCUAUCAUGAUAAAUUUCCUCCAGGCAUCCAUGGAUGAAUUGGCGACUGCAACAGAAGACCCCAUUGAUCUAUUUGCAUGGGGCCGGGAUGCAAUGACCACUGCCAGUAGCGAGGCGGUCUGGGGAGCUAAGAAUCCUCUACGACGAAAGGAAGUGCAGGACAUGUUCUGGGAGUACGAAUUAAACUUGACCAUGUUAUAUGUUAAUAUUCUGCCUCAACUCACAGCCCAGAAGUCUUACAGAGCACGAGAGGAACUUGUGAAGGAAUUCAUAAAGUUCUAUGAAGUAAAUGGGCAAUGGGAAGCGUCAGAGCUAUCCCUCGUGAGGUGGAAAAUUCAACACGAAGCAGGCGCGAAUAUUGAAAACAUUGCCCGAAUGGAAGCUACUUUAUGCAUUGGUGUUCUCUCAAACACCGUUCCAUCCCUGUUCUGGCUCACAUUUGACAUUUUCUCUCGUCCUGAACUCUUGGAAAAGCUUAGACAAGAGGUUUGGGAGAAUGCAGUGCACCCUUCCGUCGACUCAGAGGGUAACACUGUUCAUUCUCUUGAUGUUGCGGACAUACGGAACAAAUGUACGCUUCUACUUGCCACUUUCCAAGAAAUGCUCCGUAUACGGUCCAACAGUGCCACGAUCCGCACCGUCCUUGAAGACGUCGAAGUAAAUAACCAGUAUCUACUCAAAAAGGGAUCCAUGCUACUCCUUCCAGCGCAGUUCCUUAAUCUUGAGGGAUCAACUUGGGGCUCGGAUUCAGCAGAUUUCAACCCUUACCGAUUCAUUGACGGUGAUAGGGAAAAAGGUGGCCGCCUAAGAUCCAAGGGAUAUAUGUCAUGGGGUACAUCUCCGAACAUGUGCCCAGGAAGACAUUUUGCUAGUGGAGAAAUCUUACCUGCGGUUGCUAUGCUUUUGGUGCGGUAUGAUAUUACACCUGUCGACGGUACUUGGCACCAGCCUUCGAUAAAUAGAGAGGCAGUUGCAGCGUCGAUCCCACCGCCAAAAGAAAGGUUUCUGGUUAAAUUUUCAACACGGGAGAGUCAGGAUGCAGUAAAAUGGGAGUUCAGGCCUUCCCAAGAACAUGGAAGAUAUAAAUUGGUUACGGGGUAA
Molecule: messenger RNA, 1551 nt
Organism: Nannizzia gypsea CBS 118893
Lineage: Eukaryota; Fungi; Ascomycota; Eurotiomycetes; Onygenales; Arthrodermataceae
Exons: 3
Coding region: 1-1551 (516 amino acids)
Molecular function (GO): monooxygenase activity; iron ion binding; heme binding
Source: RefSeq, a predicted model, not a curated record